Molecule: messenger RNA, 1225 nt
Organism: Macrobrachium nipponense
Lineage: Eukaryota; Metazoa; Arthropoda; Malacostraca; Decapoda; Palaemonidae
Product: mediator of RNA polymerase II transcription subunit 11-like
Exons: 3
Coding region: 126-518 (130 amino acids)
Biological process (GO): regulation of transcription by RNA polymerase II
Cellular component (GO): mediator complex
Molecular function (GO): transcription coregulator activity
Source: RefSeq, a predicted model, not a curated record
CUACUUCUUUUUGUUUGUGUUUGUGACUUUGUGUACGUUUUCCCUUGCUUACAGUGUGUCAAGGCAUCAUCAACACUGCUGAUAGUAAUUGAGUAAUUUGUUCGUGUGAAAAUAAAGGGGAGAAAAUGGCCGUUUCAUCACCAAUGGACAGACUGCAAGCUCUGGAAAACAUAGAGAAGGAUAUAGCCACUGUUUUGCAGACCGCUGGUCAAGCUUUGACGGAACUUGGAAAAGACAAGCCAGCAAACAAGCAAGUAGAGGCACAUGUGAAUCAAUUCAAACAGACUCUAGCUAAUGUUGAAACUGAACUAGCGAAGCAGAUUAAUUACCUCACACAAGUAUCUACAGGUCAAGCUCAUGAAGGAUCUAGUUAUAAUUCCCAGAAGACCCUACAAAUGGCAAUGCAUCGACUAGACCACACAAAAAGACUGGUCAACGAGUUAGAAAACACCAGAAGCAAACACAUGCAAGUUUGGCAGCAAAGCCAGCUCCAGAAACAACAACCAAUGAUGCAGUAGCUUCCCAUAGAUGCUGACUAUUUUAUACUCAAGGAGUGUUACAUUAGAAGCUUAGAUAUAAUGAGUUUUGUCACUGAAUAUUAUAAGAACUUACUUUCAAAUUUUGUAAGGUGAGAGAUCAACUGGUGAUCAUUAACUUUACUGUUAAUGGAUUAUUUAUAUAGUAAUUUUGGCAUGGGUUUUUGUUACUUUCUGUGUAGUACUCAGUAUAUAUAACAAUCAUAGGAUCUAUUUAGUUUGUCAAAGUAAUAUUUUCCUGAUGUUUUCUUAAAGUAAUGGGAGACUAGUUGCAAGAAUGUUUACACUUAUGUUGUCUAAAAUUAUACCUAGUUAGUUAAAUGAAGAAUCAUGGGAAUAAAUUAGCUUUUAUAAGUGCAUAUAAUUGAGAAAUGCUUUUCAAUACAAAAUAUUUUACUGUGUAGAAGUUAUAUUUUUUCACCAAAGUUGAUAUACAAAAGCCUACAUUAAUAGGUCAAUGUAUUACAGUGAAAAAACAAGCUUCCAUAUGUAUAUAAAUAAAGUCAUAAUAUACUGUGGUUUGGUGUCUUCCAUGACUUUAGCAGUCAUGAACUUUGGGAAGAAAGAUAAGCACUGUGGAAGAUACAUUUUUUUCAAAGUGCUGUGGAAAAUGAUCAGCUGAUAGUACAAUGUAAAGUAUUCAUUUGUAUUGGUAACAUGUAUUGGUAAUAAAUUUGUUUUCUAAGGAA